UAAGCGACCGCUGAUGGCUUUAGUAAGUUCUGUUUCUUGAACGUAUUAUUUGAUUUCUUUCCUUUUCUUUCUUUAUUUUUAAAUAUUAGGUUCCUGUACCCGACUAUCUGACCUGUCAUCUUAUUGAUAUUACUACAGCUGCGUACAUGUUAGGCUUCUUCCAGCGAGCGGUAGGUAAGGUUAAAUAUCUCGUCAACACUGAAGAUCCAGCACAGCUGAGCUGCUGUGAACUGUGUGAGUUAUGACCGCUCGGUUCAUCUCGCAAUGGAGGCAAAACUAUAACACAGAACACUCAUACACAGCUUCAUGAGGGUCACUUACCAUGGUGGUGGAGGUGGAGAGUUUCUUUGGGGUGUAUAUGCUGUACUGUACCAACCCGAAAUUCAAGGGUCGCAUCUACAUCGGCUUCACUGUAAACCCCGAACGGAGGAUCGGCCAGCACAACGCAGGACGACACAAGGGGGGAGCGAAGAGAACCAGCGGCAGAGGCCCAUGGGAGAUGGUCCUCAUCAUCCAUGGAUUUCCCUCAGAUAUUGCAGCUCUAAGGUUUGAGUGGGCAUGGCAGCACCCACACAUCUCUCGGCGGCUCUCACACGUGGCCCGGCGCACUCGUAAAGAGUCCAGCCUGCAGUUCCACUGGCGCGUGGUCUCCAACAUGCUGCGAGUGGCACCAUGGAGCCGCCUCCCUCUGACAGUGCGCUGGCUGAGGCAAGAGUAUCGACUGGACUUUGAACCUGGUCUGCAGCCACCUCUACACAUCCCUUUGACCUUCGGCUGCGUCAGGGCCAAGAAGAAACAACAGCAGCAGGAGGACAAGGAGCAGCAGGAGAGCGCGGUGGAACGGUGUCUAGUGUGUAGAGAGAUUGUGAAGGCAGCAGACAGACUGUCUUGCUUCCAUCUCUCCUGUAAGAUGGUUUGCCAUCUGAUUUGCUUAGCAAAACAUUUCCUAAAAUCUGAGCCGACCCAUCUCAUUCCUGUAGAGGGGGACUGUCCUGGCUGCCAUCGCUCAGUGCUGUGGGGUAAUUUGAUUCGCCACAGAAAUGGUUGUUAUGGCGAUCUGGAAGAAAUUUCUUCAUAUUCUUCUCAGGGUCACUGGGCAGACGAGUUGCAAAUAUGAAGAGCAUGAACUAAAUAUGAUGCCUUUAACAUGAGCUGCAAUGAAGGCACAAGGAUAUAGUCCUGUUUUCACAUUGGUUUUUACAGACUGAGAUUCAUCUGACGGAACUGUAUUUAUUAGUAUUUAAAAAGCAGAAACUGCAGUCUUCUUCCGAGGUGCUCACCUUGUAAGUUUACUGUAUAUGGACAAUGUAAUAGUUGUUGAACCUCAGGCCAACUUGAUGAAUUUAUGGUGGUCUUGAGAUGCACCCAGUGCUACUCUGUUUGGCUGAAUACAGAGAUGAUGCAAGUAGAGCAAAACCUAGAAAUCUAGUGGUGAAGUAUGUCUCAUAGAUAUCUAUAAUUUCUAUUUUACAAUGAAUUAUUUGUAAUGGUUUUUAUACUGUCACUGCCCAAAAAACAAGAUCUCAAAUGGUGACUGUACAGGUGAAGGCAAAAACUUGGUUUACUUUUAAUGUAAGUAAAUAUAACAAUUUAUUUAAGCAGUUUUGGAACAUUUCCAUUGGUCCAUUCAUCAUGAAAUUUUCACAUUUCUCUCAGAACAAGAUUUAGUAGUGGAGUUAAAUUGGAGCAAUGUCUCAAAUAUAUAGCCACUGCUCCACAUUCAACUCCACUACUGAAUCCUGUUCUGAUCUUUGUUGAGAAUAUUUCAUAAUGCAGACGUGUUGUGUACCAUAAAUCAUGUGAAAAAUAUUUAUUAAGCAAUAAAGCAGUGAAUUUAUAUUUAACACUAGAGUCUUCAGUGUUGAAAUGCGAAAUCCAUUCAGAUGCUGUUUCUUAAGUGUACAUUUCACAUGACAUCUUUGGAAUUGUUACUUAUAAUAGUGAACAAAG
This is a messenger RNA of Colossoma macropomum (tambaqui), 1950 nucleotides long. It is a transcript of the gene slx1b, whose product is annotated as SLX1 homolog B, structure-specific endonuclease subunit. Bases 323 to 1117 code for a protein of 264 amino acids. Gene Ontology annotation, cellular component: Slx1-Slx4 complex. Gene Ontology annotation, molecular function: 5'-flap endonuclease activity; crossover junction DNA endonuclease activity. The transcript is spliced from 5 exons. The record is from RefSeq and is a predicted model, not a curated record. Gene Ontology annotation, biological process: double-strand break repair via homologous recombination. Lineage: Eukaryota; Metazoa; Chordata; Actinopteri; Characiformes; Serrasalmidae.